This is a messenger RNA of Carya illinoinensis, 1303 nucleotides long. RefSeq names its product rhodanese-like domain-containing protein 9, chloroplastic. The record is from RefSeq and is a predicted model, not a curated record. Bases 474 to 1088 code for a protein of 204 amino acids. Gene Ontology annotation, cellular component: chloroplast. Lineage: Eukaryota; Viridiplantae; Streptophyta; Magnoliopsida; Fagales; Juglandaceae. The transcript has 6 exons.
CUACUUGACUCAAAUGUACGACUACCCAAGGUUCUGGCUUUUCUUAGCUAGUUUAUUAUCCAUUAUUUGAUUUCAGUUUCUAUUUCCAGAAGAUAGCACUAAGAUGUUAGAUUUCAAGUUAAUUAACGUGAGUUUCUCCCUUCCUUUACGAAAUAGAACAGAGGUUGAAUGUUUAUUGGCUUAGCUAACUUAACGUGAAUUCUUCGUUCUUAUGAACUUCUCGACAACGCGGAGAUUGAGAAUCCAAAAAUUCUCUGAAGCCAACCGAGAGCUACAGAGAAAUUUGUGGUUUUUUAGAUACAGAUAUGUCAACCCUAUGUUCAAAGUCACGUUAGAUAUGAUUAUAUUGAUCGUGGCAUGAGAAUAGAGCUUAGCAAGAAUGGAAAUUCUAGGUUUCAAUCACUUACACACGUGUUCCAUCAAGAAGCUUUCAGACUUCUUGCUUGGUAUCCGAAACUCAUAUUGGAAGGACCAUGCCGGGGAAACUACUUCGUCGGAAAAAUUUGAACAUUAAAGCAGAAGUGAGUUAUGUGAAUGCUGAAGAAGCAAAGAAACUAAUAGCAGUUGAGGAGUAUACAAUUCUGGAUGUGCGGGACAAAUCUCAAUAUGACCGAGCUCAUAUAAAAUCAUGUUAUCAUGUGCCUCUUUUUAUUGAAAACCAAGAUAAUGAUUUUGGUACAAUCAUAAAAAGGACGGUACACAACAAUUUUUCGGGGUUGUUCUUUGGGCUGCUAUUCACUAAACUCAACCCUGAUUUUGUGCAAUCUGUUAAGAGCCAAUUUUCGCCCGGAAGUAAACUCUUACUAGUCUGUCAAGAGGGAUUAAGGUCUGCUGCUGCUGCAAAAGAGCUAGAGCAAGCUGGUUUUCAAAACAUAGCAUGCAUAACAUCAGGCCUUCAAGCUGUGAAACCAGGAACAUUUGAUUCUGUCGGAACCACUGAAUUACAGGAUGCGGGCAAAGGCGGAUUGAUUACAGUUCAGGGAAAAAUCUCAGCUGUACUAGGAACAGUACUUGUCUGUGCAUAUCUAUUCAUUACCUUCUUCCCGGAGCAAGCAGAGAAGCUGUUCCAAAUUGUACCAGCGAGCUAGGCUUCAUAAAAGCUAAAACUUUGAAGUACCUCUCAAAUAGUUUUAAAAUGAAGGGGAUUGUUCACGUGAGAGGGUCUGUAACGUCUGUUAAGACGUGUAAGAGCAUUCACAUUGGUUUAGCCAAAUGAGAUGUUUGGUCAAAUUUUACAUAAUUUGACUCAAAAAUCUUUCACAUUGAAUUGGACAAAUCUAAAAUAAUUUAGACUUUUGCUACA